Molecule: messenger RNA, 756 nt
Organism: Pseudogymnoascus verrucosus
Lineage: Eukaryota; Fungi; Ascomycota; Leotiomycetes; Thelebolales; Thelebolaceae
Exons: 1
Coding region: 1-756 (251 amino acids)
Biological process (GO): proteasome regulatory particle assembly
Molecular function (GO): protein-macromolecule adaptor activity
Source: RefSeq, a predicted model, not a curated record
AUGUCGUCUGACGCACUUCCCAUCGGCACCGCAGCGUUUGCGGCGGCACUUGAAGCACUUCCACUCUCAACCCUCCACCUCAAGGCAGCAGAGCUGCGCAACUCCCUCGCCCACCUCGAAUACUCAAACGCACAGCUGGAGCCCUAUGCACGUCCACCAACAGGUCAGGAGCCGGAUAUCGUAUGCGUCGAAGCAAUCGCGGAAAAUGCCAUCGUGAUGGAACGUAUCAGGGAGCGGUUGGCGCUGCUACGACAGGAAGCGGAGAAAAGGGGCCUGGGAUGGGGAGAGUUUGUCGGAGAAGACGAGAUUGACCUGUUGGGCGGAGAGAAUGGAGAAUCUGGAGCUGGACGGGCAGCUGCGACGGGCUCUUCGCCGGAGGAAUUAACAGCGCGGGAAAGCGAAGAAUUGAGGACCCUGCAAGGGAUGCUUGCAAGACGUGAGAGCGGUUCCACGGAGCGUGUGAGUAAUGAUUCUACUAGGGCACACUCGGCAUGGACGGAUGGUACGUUUCAAACAGGUCGGAUUACCAAUGGUGUUCUGGCAAUGGACGACGACAUCACCAGUGUGCAAGGAGCUAUACAAAGCGCGGGAAACAACACGACUGGUACAGCCACGAAUGGAACAAAUGGCGCGAAUGGUGCGGAGGGUGCAGGUGGCGCAAAUACAGGUCGAGGGGGCACGUUGUCAGACGAGGAGCUUAGGAGGAGAUUGGAAGAGAGGCUGACCACUGAAGAUGAUGGAAGCUUGUAUCUAUGA